AUGGCAGCAGCAGUCAAAUGGGGGACAUCAAACAGAACAAUCUGGAAACAUUUAUUUCCAGUUCAAAAUGGAGCUUUAUCUGGUGUCUGUCAUUAUUCUACAUAUUCUUCUCUUCCAGAGGACUACAACUGCAAGGUAGAGCUGGCUUUGACAUCUGAUGGCAGGACAAUAGUGUGCUACCACCCUUCUGUGGACAUCCCCUGUGAACACACCAAACCUAUCCCUCAACCAGAUAUUUUGCAUAAUAAUGAAGAAACAUACGAACAAGUGCUGAAAACCAAAUUAGAAGAAAAAAACAAACAACUUGAGCAAGGACCCAUGUUAGAACAGCUCAGCAAGGUGUUCUUCACCACAAAGCAUCACUGGUACCCACACAGACAGUAUCACAGGCACCAUAAGAAAUUGGAUCAGCCCAAAGACAGGUGA
Peromyscus leucopus (white-footed mouse) is the source of this 426-nucleotide messenger RNA. RefSeq names its product 39S ribosomal protein L42, mitochondrial-like. Bases 1 to 426 code for a protein of 141 amino acids. The record is from RefSeq and is a predicted model, not a curated record. The transcript is spliced from 2 exons. NCBI's taxonomy places the organism in Eukaryota, Metazoa, Chordata, Mammalia, Rodentia, Cricetidae. Gene Ontology annotation, cellular component: mitochondrial large ribosomal subunit.